AUGCCUGAGUCAUAUCAGAGCCUUGGAAACCAAGAUCCUGCCACAAGCAGUUUCUGUUCAGAGGAAGUACAACCUGGACAUGGACUUGUGCUUAGAGCUGGGAAUAAUGAUACUCUAGCGACACCAAGUUCCAGCUCAGCGGUGUCUCAGUGGAGGCUGGAAGCAAGAUCCAGUCAAGGUACACAGGAGCCUUUGCUUUCAGUGGUCGCUGCGGCUAGACACUUUUCUGCCACAAAUUCCUUCGAAAAUGGCUAUACUGCUAGCACAACAAGGGAAGAUACUACACUUCCUCAAGAACCAUUGAUGCUCAACUGGGAUCUUCGGCGAGAUAGAUAUUCUAUCAUACCGCCCAGAACUAAAACUAAAAGGAGGAAAUUGACAUCCUUUGAGAAAGAUCGUACUAAGGCGCUCAAGAAGGCAGGGGGGGCUUGUGAUGCCUGUCGAAAGGUAAAGAAGAGGUGCUCUCAUAAGGACACGCUUCUGGGACUAAACCAAACUCCUACGAGCAGCAGCAGCAGCAGUGCCAAUAACCCACGACGCCGCCGCCAGCAAAUAUCCGAUGCUCGGGCAGUGGCUAUCGACAAGCACACUGGCUCUGAAUGGCGACAUAACUCCACGAAUGCCUCAUCCUACCAGCAGUUAACAGCCGCCGGCGAUCCGAGCGUGUUCACAUCUUCUGAAAACAACACACCGCCUUCUGAUGCGACUUCUAUCGAAUAUACCAGUGAUAUCAAUCCCGCUCGGCGGAGCGGGACUUUCGCUCUGUAUGCUGCAGGUUUGGGUCUUCAGUUCAAGUGA
Messenger RNA from Talaromyces atroroseus, 798 nucleotides. RefSeq lists its product as hypothetical. The transcript has 2 exons. The coding region runs from base 1 to 798 and encodes 265 amino acids. The record is from RefSeq and is a predicted model, not a curated record. Lineage: Eukaryota; Fungi; Ascomycota; Eurotiomycetes; Eurotiales; Trichocomaceae.